Papilio xuthus (Asian swallowtail) is the source of this 2016-nucleotide messenger RNA. Its product is annotated as probable 4-coumarate--CoA ligase 1. The transcript is spliced from 9 exons. Bases 12 to 1931 code for a protein of 639 amino acids. Gene Ontology annotation, molecular function: long-chain fatty acid-CoA ligase activity. Gene Ontology annotation, biological process: fatty-acyl-CoA biosynthetic process; long-chain fatty acid metabolic process. Lineage: Eukaryota; Metazoa; Arthropoda; Insecta; Lepidoptera; Papilionidae. The record is from RefSeq and is a predicted model, not a curated record.
CUAGAUUUUUUAUGAUUCUGUAUGAAAAAGAUUGUUAUCUUUAUGAAUUACCAAGCGCACCUUGCCCUAUGACGGUGUAUGUGGAGCGCGCCAAAACCCACCGCAAGCCGCUUGUUUGUUAUUUGCGCGCCGUUCUUCUACUGAUACGUUCUUUUAACAUGUCCCUAAGUAAAAUCUUUGAUUCUUUUGCCAAACAGUUUUUUAAAAUCGCCCCAUAUAAAAGCUGCAGAAAACAAAAAACAUGGCGGUCGAUUGCAAAUUCCCGCACUUUUUCCCGCCCAUUCGGAACGCAGACUGCACCCGAUUUUGAUAACAAAAUUUUGAAUUCGCCUUGGGGUGAAAUUAAAGUUGGGAAUGAAACUUUAACUGAAUAUGUGUUUAGUGAUUACGAGUUAUGGGACGACAAGCCAUCUGUGACAUGCGGUGUAUCUGGUCGUUCCUACCCAUACGGAAUGCUGAGGAUGAUGGUGGAGAAAUGUGCAAUGGCUCUGCUGGGACACAUGCGCCUUUCUCCCGGAGAUCGUAUCGGGUUAAUACUACCUAAUAUCCCGGAAUUUGCUGCGCUUAUACACGGCGCUAUCCGGGCAGGAUUAGUCGUUACUUUUGCUAACCCGUUGUAUACCGCUGAGGAAGUUCGGAGACAGUUUACGGAUUGUGGUGUCAAAGCCAUUGGGACUAUAGAAAUGUUUAUGCCAGUCGCACUGGAGGUCAGCAAGUCCCUUAAAGACUACAAGGGAACUAUUUGGGUGGGAGGUGAAGAUGAUAAAGUUAAAGGUAUAUUUGGUUUCCGUUCACUUCUAAUGGCGGACCACACGGCUGACCUGCCACAGUUGAACUGUGACGAUGUCUGCCUGAUCCCAUACUCCAGUGGCACGACAGGCAUGCCCAAAGGAGUGAUGCUGACACAUACCAAUCUCGUGUCCAAUUUGAAGCAGGCCCGGUGUCCAAAAAUCAUGAAGUAUGAAGGAGAAAAAGGGCACGGCGACGUAAUCCUGACGGUUCCUCCCUUCUUCCAUAUCUACGGGUUCAAUGCAGUACUCAACUACAACCUAAGUUUAGGUUACCACAUCGUUUCUAUACCUAGAUUCACACCAGAAGACUACAUCAAAUGUCUAGUAGAACAGCAGCCGACCACACUGUUCGUGGUGCCGUCUCUGCUGACCUUCCUCGCCACACAUCCCCUGGUGAAGAAGGAGCACCUGCAGUCUGUGCAGACCAUCAUGGUGGGCGCGGCCCCCACCACCGACAGUAUGCUAGAGAAAUUCCUGCUCAAGUGUGAAAAGACUAAAGACGAAAUUAAAUUGCUACAAGGUUACGGGAUGACAGAGAGUUCUCCUGUGACGUUGAUGACGCCAUACAAGUACCCAUACAACAAAGUGGGCUCUGUGGGGCAGCUCGUCCCCAGCACGCAGGCGCGCAUCGUCUCCCUCACCACCGGGGAGAACUUGCACACCCACAACUCUGGGGAACUCUAUCUUAAAGGACCUCAGGUAAUGAAAGGGUACUGGAACAACGAGGCGGCGACGCGGGAGACGGUGGAUAGCGAGGGCUGGCUGCACACCGGAGACGUGGCUUACUACGACGAGGAUCACUACUUCUACAUCGUCGACCGCACCAAGGAACUCAUCAAAGUUAAAGGCAACCAGGUAUCCCCAACAGAAAUAGAGAGCGUGAUAAUGGAGCAACCUGAAGUUGCAGACGUAGCAGUGGUUGGUAUACCUGACGCACUCGCCGGAGAACUGCCCAAAGCUUUCGUUGUUCUUAAAGUGAACCAUAAACUCACAGAGAAACAAAUCUACGACGUUGUAGCUCAAAAGUUAACUAAAUAUAAACGACUUGAAGGCGGUGUUACAUUUCUACAGUCAAUACCAAGAAAUGCAGCGGGUAAAAUAUUGAGAAAUGAACUUAAAGUUCUCGGCUCAAAGAAGUAGGUAAUCAGACUUUUUUUGUAUAAUAGUGAUUCAGUAAAUAUGUUGAUAGAAUUAAUUUGAUAGUUAUUUUUGUAAAUAGGUUAUG